UUUAUUAAGAAGAAAAAGGAGAAAGGAGAAAUUGCCCAGCUGCCAAACAUGUCCUUAGUUUAGAAAAAAAAAAAAAGGCUUUUCUGAACGAAGAAUAACAACAAAAAACAAAAGCCUCUCCCCUGGUGCCCUGGAAUUAUCUUGUGCAGUCAACCCCACGCUAUUCCUUUCCUUUUCCUCCAAUCACAAGGUUCUGUCUUUCUCUGCAUCUCUCUCUCAAGCUCUAUCCAAUCCGAAAUGGAGAAAGGUAGAAGCUUUUUGGGAAAGGGCAUGGCAGCUGAGGAUGAUCUCGACUUGUUAACUCUGCAGUCUCAGCUAAGUGAAACUCAUGAAAUGUGGAAGCAUGAGAUGGAAAAAUGCCAGAGCCAAGUAGAUGUAUUACAAGCCAAAAUUGUGGAGGUAAAGGCAUGCAUUCAGGGGUCGAAGGAGGAAUCAAAGAAGGAGUUGGAUGUUCUUUGGCGAAGGGUAAAAACUACUGCAACUUUAUUGACUUACUUGAAAUCAAAAGCAAGAGUAUUGGCUGUUCCUGAUUUAGCCCAUAAAUCAUGUGGCAUCAAACUAUUAGAAGGGGUGGGGCUUGUGGAUAAAGAAGGUACACCGUUGUCUGGUUGGUCAAGGAGUGUUGAUCUCUCUUCAUUUGAUUGUACUGAUGAAGAAACAUGGAUUGGAAUUAGUAGACAACAAGGUUCUUUGGAUGAACAAGAUGGAGCCUAUAUUGGUGAAUUAAUCAAGUCUGUGCAAAUGGUCACGGAUGUAAUGGAAGUUCUUGUUAAGAGGGUCAUCAUGGCGGAAUCUGAAACUGCUAUUGAGAAAGAAAAGGCUACUUUAGGCGAGGAAGAAAUUAAAAAGAAGACAGUCCAAAUUGAGAAUAUGUCUAUAAAGUUGGAAGAGAUGGAAAGGUUUGCUCUGGGUACAAAUAGUAUUCUUAAUGAAAUGAGGCAGAGGGUUGAGGACUUGGUGGAAGAAACUUCUAGACAGAGGCAACGAGCUGCUGAAAAUGAACAGGAGCUUUCUCGUGUGAAGCAGGAUUUUGAGUCCCUGAAAUCUUAUGUUAGCAGUCUCAUUAGUGUAAGAGAAACACUUCUUUCAUCAGAGAAGCAAUUUCAAACCAUUGAAAGGCACUUUGAACGGCUAGUUGCCAAGACAACGCAGCUAGAGGGCGAGAAAAAACAGAAAGAGGCUGAAGUUCAGAAGCUUAUGGAAGAGAAUGUGAGGUUGACUGCCCUUCUUGACAAGAAAGAAGCUCAGCUUUUGGCCAUGAAUGAACAAUGCAAAGUAAUGGCCUUAAGUGCUUCGAAUAUUUGAUCUGAUCUGAUUAGCUAUUGCGUUCUGCUGCCUGUCGCACUUUGGUGCCUGGUUGUUUACUUCCAGCGGACUAGAUGACCAUCCAGAGAAGGCAAAUUUGUAACGGAUACUUUCUUGAAAGUGUAACACUAUGAAGAGACCAGGGAACUUGAAUUAGUGCCAUUGUUGUGCUUUCAAACAUUGAAACAUGAUGUGUGGGUGCAUAUUGUUGUGCUAUUGGAACUCGAAUUUGGUGUAUUCCAUCUUUUCUGUAAGGGUAGAGAUGUCACUAUGUUUGUCAAACAUCCCACCCUCUCCACUGACCUUUUUCAUUUCAGCAUGAAAUUAUAAUGCUCUGUUGUGAUAAACACAAUGAAAAUUU
This is a messenger RNA of Durio zibethinus, 1666 nucleotides long. RefSeq lists its product as uncharacterized. The record is from RefSeq and is a predicted model, not a curated record. Lineage: Eukaryota; Viridiplantae; Streptophyta; Magnoliopsida; Malvales; Malvaceae. Gene Ontology annotation, biological process: negative gravitropism; response to red or far red light.